This is a messenger RNA of Lotus japonicus, 1941 nucleotides long. Its product is annotated as dnaJ protein ERDJ3A. The record is from RefSeq and is a predicted model, not a curated record. Bases 98 to 1813 code for a protein of 571 amino acids. The transcript has 7 exons. NCBI's taxonomy places the organism in Eukaryota, Viridiplantae, Streptophyta, Magnoliopsida, Fabales, Fabaceae.
GUUUCAUUCCGUCACUGUUUCCUUCGCAAAACGAACACUCCGAUUCUCCGAUUUCGAACUCCCUCUUCCCAAAAGAUUCUCACUUUCGGAUCCGGGUAUGAGAACCCGUUCAACCACCACAUGGGUCAUCCUCGUGGCCACACUGUAUUUCCUCGCCAGCUUCUUUGAAUCGGAAGCCAAAACCAUAGACCCCUACAAGGUUCUUGGGGUUGAUAAAAAUGCAGGUCAGCGAGAAAUUCAGAAGGCUUUCCACAAGCUCUCUCUUCAGUAUCACCCUGACAAGAACAAAAGCAAAGGUGCACAAGAGAAGUUUUCGCAGAUCAAUAAUGCGUAUGAGAUUUUAUCCGAUGAAGAGAAGAGGAAGAAUUAUGACUUGUAUGGAGAUGAAAAAGGAAAUCCUGGAUUUGAUGCUGGCCAUCCUGGAGGUUUCACAGGGGGUGGUCCUGGACAAAACAAUUUUAACUUCAGACCAGGGGACUGGCAGGGUGGGCAAGGAGGAUCUAACUCAUUCUCCUUUUCCUUCGGCGGCUCAGGCAAUUCAAAUCCUUUUGGGUUCGGGUUAGAUGAUCUUUUUGGCAGUUUUUUUGGUGGUGGUGGUGGUGGUGGUGCUGGGAGACAGUUCGGCGGCUUUGGCAGUUCAUCUAAUUCUCAAUCUGGCUCCAAGAGUUCCCCCAAAAGUUUUAAAGCCAUAAAUUCACAUAUCUACAAGAAAGAAAUAGCUGAUGAAGGGAUGACCUGGCUUUUGUUGUCUUAUACACCUUCAUUGAAAGGGAUCCAAUACUUUGAAUCCACAGUACAGGAAGUUGCAAGUUCAUUGCAAGGAGCUUUGAAGGUUGGAAGCAUCAAUUGUGAAAAGGAAGUCUCAUUCUGUAAGGAGCUUGGUGUGUAUCCGCGCAAAGCUCCUAGGCUUUUUGUUUAUUCUUACAAGGAGAAAGAAAAGGGUUCUCUGGUGGAAUAUGGUGGUGACCUGGCUACUAAGGAUCUGAAGGCUUUCUGUCAAGAGAACUUGCCUAGGUUUUCAAAACGGAUUGACUUGAAUCAUCUUGAUCAGUUUAGCACUGCAGGGAAGUUGCCUAGGGUAAUGCUUCUCUCCACCAAGAAGGACACUCCUGUAAUUUGGCGUGUUCUCAGUGGCUUGUAUCGCAAACGCAUUGCUUUCAGUGAUGUAGAGGUUCGUGAUGUUUCUGAUCCAAGAGUGAAAAGGCUAGGAGUUGAUGCUCUUCCAGCUAUUGUAGGUUGGCUACCUAAUGGAGAGAACCGGGUCCUGAAAACAGGAAUUUCUGUAAAAGAUAUAAAAUCUGCAGUUCAUGAUCUUAGUAACAUACUUGAAAGUUUUGAAAAAACAUGUAAAAAGGAAGCAUCAAGUCAGUCCACGAAGGCUCAGACUGAUUCAGAAGAGGGGCUCAUACAGUUGCUUUCUCGGUCGAACUUUGAGGCUCUAUGUGGUGGGAGAACUCCUGUCUGCAUAAUUGGUGCUUUCAGAUCUUCUAAAGCUAGAGAAAAGCUAGAAUCAAUUCUCUCUGUGGUCUCUCAGAAGUCAUUGUCAAGAAGGCCAAAUUUAGGAGCCAGCUCUAGAGACUCCAUUUCUUAUGCUCUCUUAGAUGCUGCAAAGCAACAGGCAUUUCUAAAUGCAUUUGACAAAAAAGGUUAUAAAUCGUCAGAUAAGUUGCUGAUUGCAUACAAACCUAAGAGAGGGAAGUACACUGUAUUUAUGGGUGAGAUGACAAUAGAGGAGGUAGAGAAUUUUAUCAGCUCUGUUCUCAGUGGAGAUAUACCGUUCAGGGAAACACGUCAGAAACCUGAACUCAAGUAGAGCAUUGGCUAUUACAAUGAGUUUGCAGUAUUUUUGCUAUAAUCAUGUACAUAACAAAUAGAAUCAUAGUUUUGGCACUAGCAAGAACACAGAUGAUUGACCACCGCAGCAAAUCUGAUUUUGAUCCA